Molecule: messenger RNA, 2194 nt
Organism: Setaria italica (foxtail millet)
Lineage: Eukaryota; Viridiplantae; Streptophyta; Magnoliopsida; Poales; Poaceae
Exons: 5
Coding region: 139-2001 (620 amino acids)
Source: RefSeq, a predicted model, not a curated record
GCUUCAUCAGGACCGUCUAAAUGCAAUCAGGCAAAAUCUAGCAACUUUUUUCUUCCUAUAUAUCCAGUCGCCUCUGGCACACGGUUCCAAUCCCUACCUCCUCCGACCAUCGCCGUCCAGCUGCACCGAGCAGCGGCCAUGGUGAAGAAGCCCAACGGCGUUGCCAAGGCCACUGCGGCCUCUGCCGGCGCGGCGGCCGGACCAUCCAAGGCGAAUCCGUCUACCCCUGGGUCGGCCAAGACCUCGAAGUUUAAGAAGCGGAGGGUCAGGGCCAACCACGACAAGGCAGCGGCCGCCGCUGCAGCCGUUGACGAGGCCGCCUCGGUGGGCGCAGGCACUGCUGGUGGCGAUGCAUCUGCAUCCGCGGUCUUACCGCAGCCAUCCCAUGUUGCUGAGGCAUCACCUGGGGCCCAAAUGCCAAAGUCAGCCACUGUUGCUGAGGCAUCACCUGUGGCACAGACGCCUAAGCCAGCCAGUGAUGCUGAAGGAUCUGAGCCUGCACCAGCGCCAGCCACUGCUGAAGCAUCAGCUUCGGGGGCAAAGCUGAAGCCAAAACCAGCUGACGCUGAUGCUGUGGCUGCGUCUGCCGCAAGCAAGGGCAAGGGCGUGGGUGCUGAUAAUAGAGGUGGUGAUGGCAGGAUGAAGAGCAGAAGAGAGAGGGCUAGGAAUGGCAAGGGGAAGGAGGUUGAUGAAGAUGGAGGAAGUAAGGGAAAGGGGAGGAAGGCUGUGGGCAAGAAGGAAGAAAGGGGUGAUAUAGCAGGGUUCAUAUUCAUGUGCAAUGCGAAGACUAAGCAGGAGUGCUACAAGAACCUCUUGUUCGGGCUACCCAGUGGGAAGAUUGGAAUGGUCAAGAAAAUCAGGCCAGGGGCAAGGCUAUUCCUGUAUGAUUUUGACUUGAAGCUUCUGUAUGGUGUGUACAAGGCAGCAUCACAUGGUGGGCUGAACCUUGUUCCAGAAGCCUUUGAUGGGAAGUUCCCAGCACAGGUUAAGUUUAAGAUUGAUAAAGAUUGCCUUCCUCUCACUGAGAGUAGUAUCAAGCAAGCUAUUAAGGAGAAUUACAGUGCAAGGAGCAAAUUUGACCCGGAGCUCACUGCAAGACAAGUCCAUAGGCUACUUGCGCUGUUUAAGCCUGCCAAUGCACCUCAGCCUGCACCAAAUAAUCACCGUGAAGGAAGGCGCCACCGUGAAGAAAGGCGCCACCGUGAAGAACGAAGGCAACCAUAUCAUUUUGAAGAAAGGUGGCCUUCAUUGCCUAUUGAAGAAGUGUGUCAGCCAAGGUUUGAUGAGGAAAGGCGCCCUGCAGUUAUACGUGUUCCUCUUGAGGAUCCAUAUAGGGCACCACGCUUUGCUCCACUUCCUGUGGAGUCUGAGCUUGGCCAUUCUUUGGCUAGGGGUGAUCACAACAGAUAUUAUCAACCAGCACUUGCACCUGAGCCUCGACACAUUCCUCUAACUCUAGAGCAUCACCAUGUGCCUUCUGUGCCAGAGCUUCGACAUGUCCCAGCUGCAUAUUACCAUACUUUGGCUCCAUCCAGUGAUUCAUACUAUCGAUCUGCAGAGAAUCUGGCACCUGAGCGAUAUGCUGACAGAACUGUAGCUGAAAUAACCACUAGGGAUACAAUCAUUCCUAGGGAUUACACAAGAGUGCCAGGUGAGAUAUCUUCCCGCACAGAUCGCUUGGAGGAUCUCUAUCAUACUAGGAGCAUUGCUGCUCGUGGUGCACAUGUGGAGGAGCUGUACCCUCCAGGGGAGUUUGCUGCUCGUGCUGACCGUGUGGGGAUCACCACUCGAGCUGAUCAUCUGGAGGACCUCUACCGUUCUGACCGACUUGCUACCCGGGCUGUGGACCCCCUGCCCCGUUCAACCUAUUAUACAGCUGCUUACGAGACUCACCCUGCUUAUGCUGAAACAAGCGCAAGGCCUGUCUCUGCAAGGGCUAAUGGACCCGGUGUCCCAGUUUCAUCACUCUAUUCCUUUGGUGGUGGGCCAGCGUACCGCUGAUGAGUGAUCAACACUCAUCGCUUUUGUUGUUAGUCUCACCUUUACCGUAAGAAGUCAGGAUGUUCAUCUUACAACCUCAACUGUUGUUUACCUUAGGUUAUGUUCUCUGUUUCCUUAAACAUCCUUCACUGGAUGAACGGCAUUCGGUAUCCAGUUGAUAUAAACUGUUUAUGCUGUACAUCCUCUUUUGGCA